Molecule: messenger RNA, 1485 nt
Organism: Vombatus ursinus (common wombat)
Lineage: Eukaryota; Metazoa; Chordata; Mammalia; Diprotodontia; Vombatidae
Gene: TH
Product: tyrosine hydroxylase
Exons: 13
Coding region: 1-1485 (494 amino acids)
Biological process (GO): response to hypoxia; heart development; dopamine biosynthetic process from tyrosine
Cellular component (GO): perikaryon; axon; cytoplasm
Molecular function (GO): tyrosine 3-monooxygenase activity; iron ion binding
Source: RefSeq, a predicted model, not a curated record
AUGCCCACUCCAAACACCUCCGCUCCUCCGGCCAAGGGCUUCCGCAGGGCUGUGUCCGAGCUGGAUUCCAAGCAGGCGGAGGCCAUUAUGUCCCCGAGGUUCAUCGGCAGGCGGCAGAGCCUUAUUGAAGACGCUCGCAAGGAAAGGGAGGCGGCUGUGGCGGCUGCGGCAGCUGAGGCCUCCGGGGACCCCUUAGAUGCCAUCGUCUUUGAGGAGAAGGAUGGAAAGGCCCUCCUCAACCUCUUCUUUACCCUGAAGACAGCCAAGUCUACAUCGCUGUCCAGGGCCCUGAAAGUGUUCGAGACAUUCGAAGCCAAAAUCCACCACCUGGAGACCCGAACCAACAGGAAGCCGAAGGAGGGGACGUCGGAGCUCGAAUACUUUGUCCGCUGUGAAGUCCACAGCAGCGACCUGGGCGCCUUCUUCAGCUCCGUCCGGAGGGUCUCCGACGAGGUGCGCAGCACCAAGGAGGACAAGAUUCACUGGUUUCCCAGAAAGAUCUCCGAACUGGACCAAUGCCACCACCUGGUGACCAAAUUUGACCCUGACCUGGACCUGGACCACCCCGGAUUUUCUGACCAGGUCUAUCGCCAGCGGAGGAAGCUGAUAGCAGAAAUUGCUUUCCAAUACAAACAUUCAGAGCCGAUCCCCCGCGUGGAGUAUACGGCAGAGGAGAUUGCCACCUGGAGAGAGGUCUACACCACCCUGAAGAGCCUAUACCCUACCCAUGCUUGCCGGGAGCAUCUGGAGGCCUUCCAGCUGCUGGAAAGGUUCUGUGGCUACAGCGAGAAUAGCAUCCCCCAGCUCGAAGAUGUGUCCCGCUUUCUGAAGGAGAGGACGGGCUUCCAGCUGCGGCCGGUGGCCGGCCUGCUCUCUGCCCGAGACUUCCUGUCCAGCCUGGCUUUCAGGGUAUUCCAGUGCACCCAAUAUAUCCGCCACGCCUCCUCGCCCAUGCAUUCCCCAGAGCCGGACUGCUGUCAUGAGCUCCUGGGGCACGUGCCUAUGCUGGCAGACAGGACUUUUGCCCAGUUCUCCCAGGAUAUUGGCCUCGCCUCCCUCGGUGCCACCGAUGAGGAGAUUGAGAAGUUAUCCACGCUGUACUGGUUCACCGUGGAGUUCGGGCUCUGCAAACAGAACGGAGCUGUCAAAGCCUACGGCGCUGGCCUCCUGUCCUCCUAUGGGGAGCUCAUCCACUCCCUGUCCGAGGAGCCCGAGGUCCGGGAGUUUGACCCCGAGGCCGCCGCUGUGCAGCCGUACCAGGACCAAACCUACCAGCCAGUCUACUUCGUGUCGGAGAGCUUUAGCGACGCCAAAGACAAGCUCCGGAGCUACUCGACUCAAAUCCGCCGCCCCUUCUCUGUGAAGUUUGACCCCUACACGCUGGGCAUAGAGGUCCUGGACAGCCCCCAGAAGAUCCGGCACUCACUGCAAGGCAUCCAGGACGAGCUUCACUUGCUGACCCACGCGCUCAAUGCCAUGAGCUAA